AUGCAGAUUCCACCGAAGGAAGAGAUCCGUCGAAAAGGGAGGCAAAUGAGAAAUCGUGAGGCCGCGAAGAAGUUCCGCGAGAGGAAGAAAAAGCAAAUCGCAGACUUGGAGAAGAAGGUUUGCAUUUUGUCUGCACAGAACCCUAAUGCAGAAAUGGCCGACCUUUUGGAAAGACUUGACCGGGUGAUAAAAGAGCGAGAUAAGUUGAUCAAAGAGAGAGACCAGGUGAUUGAGGAAAGAGACCAGAUAGUUAGGGAGAGGGAGUGUUGGGUCCAGCUUGGGCCAUCUUCUAAACAAUACCCGUCUCUGGAUCUCAUCGGACCUUCUCUAUCAUACCCAACACUACCUGAAGGAUUAUCCUCCAGGGUAUUACAAAGAGAAAAACCGGAAACAACGCCACAAUUCUCCACGAUCGACUGUUUACAGCCCUCUGAGUUUUACAGAAACCAAAGAAAUGGCGAAGAUCCAAACUCGUUUUACUCAAGUCAAUGUAACUCUGAUCCUAUGUACUACGGUCAAUCGGCCUGGGACACGAAUCCUUGGGGAUGA
Messenger RNA from Fusarium oxysporum Fo47, 549 nucleotides. Its product is annotated as bZIP transcription factor. The transcript has a single exon. Gene Ontology annotation, molecular function: DNA-binding transcription factor activity. The coding region runs from base 1 to 549 and encodes 182 amino acids. The record is from RefSeq and is a predicted model, not a curated record. Lineage: Eukaryota; Fungi; Ascomycota; Sordariomycetes; Hypocreales; Nectriaceae. Gene Ontology annotation, biological process: regulation of DNA-templated transcription.